CUCUAGCACCAACCUCAGAACAAAGUAGGGUAGUAAAAAGUAAAAUAUUUCCCUCUGAAAUGUAGUGGAGCAGAAAUAUAAAGUUGCAUAAAGUGGUGUAGCGAAUGUAGGGCUUUAAAUUGACUUACAUUGAUUGGGUAACAUUGUAAAGUUAAUAGCCAAUUUGGCCGGUGAUGAAUGAAGCGAAUAACUUGCGUCUGUUUGAAUCGGCAGGCUGCAGAAAUGAUUUAGCAGCGUUGCCAGAUUGGUCUGUUAUUUGCCAAGAAAUUUGGGCAGUUUUGUGUGUGUUAUGCUUGGAAAUGUAAUCUUUAUCUGGCAACACUGCUUGUAGUACUAAUCCUACAUUUCCCAUGAACACUAUGUGGUGGCAACUAUAGACAACAUGGACGAUUUAAGCAAAAUGGUCUACUCCGGAUACAGCUAUCGAGCCUGGAUAGGGCUGUACGAUGAUGUGGACAGCUGGGAGUGGUCACUGUCAGACACAAGUUUCUACAAACCCGGGGAGACGGAGUUCAGACAAUGGCGGACAGGAGAACCGAAUAAUAAAUCUGGUAAAGAACACUGCACAGAGAUGUAUGAUACCGGGCUAUGGAACGACAACGAUUGUGAAGCCUCCAGGAGGGCAGUCUGCGUAGAUGUCAGAGGGCCAAAUGUGACUUUUAUCCUCAAUAACAUCACCAUGAAGUGGACCCAGGCCCAGAGCUACUGCAGAGAACACCACACAGACCUGGCCAGCAUUAGAAACAUUACGGAAAACCAGAAGGUACGUGACGUAGCUGCAGGACACAGUGUCUGGAUCGGCCUUUUCAGAGAGUGCUGGAAGUGGUCGGAUGGAAGUAACUCCUCAUUCAGGUACUGGAGUCUGAAAACUAAGGAACCCAACAACAACCAAGGGGCCGAGGCUUGUGUGGCUGCAUACUUUGAAGUCUCUGGGAAAUGGGAAGACUGGCCCUGUCACUACAAGAGAGCGUUCAUUUGUUACGGUCCAGUGCCUGUUUCAAAGAAAGUGAUGAAAGUGAAGUUUGAGAACAAGAACAAUCUGGAUCUGAAUGACCCUGCUAUGAUGGAGGCCAUGUUGAAGCAGCUCCAACAGAAGCUGAGGGACCAGGGGCUGGACGACAACAUCAAACUGAGCUGGAGGAAGCAGGCCGAUGGAAAAGUCUUCCACAAGGAAGACAAGAAGACAAACAAGAGGAGGAGGAAGAGGGAUGAGCUGUAAUGUUGUAUUGCUGCAUUUAUUUUCAUCAGAGAAAAGUCUGUUUCUUUCCUCAAAGUCCAUAAUAAUUA
Messenger RNA from Sander lucioperca (pikeperch), 1287 nucleotides. Its product is annotated as proteoglycan 3-like. The coding region runs from base 383 to 1219 and encodes 278 amino acids. The record is from RefSeq and is a predicted model, not a curated record. Lineage: Eukaryota; Metazoa; Chordata; Actinopteri; Perciformes; Percidae. The transcript is spliced from 5 exons.